Messenger RNA from Liolophura sinensis, 1584 nucleotides. RefSeq names its product E3 SUMO-protein ligase NSE2-like. Gene Ontology annotation, cellular component: Smc5-Smc6 complex; nucleus. The coding region runs from base 207 to 965 and encodes 252 amino acids. Gene Ontology annotation, biological process: protein sumoylation; protein ubiquitination; double-strand break repair via homologous recombination. NCBI's taxonomy places the organism in Eukaryota, Metazoa, Mollusca, Polyplacophora, Chitonida, Chitonidae. The record is from RefSeq and is a predicted model, not a curated record. Gene Ontology annotation, molecular function: zinc ion binding; ubiquitin-protein transferase activity; SUMO ligase activity. The transcript has 6 exons.
ACCGGACUGAAGUUAGCGAUAACGAAACAGUUUAGCGGGAAAUGCCGGGUAGAAGAAAAACACAAAAUAUUAGCUUAUCUGUCGAUAUUUUGAAGGCUUAAUGUGCCGUUUCUGUGUCCCACAGUUCACACGGACGUCGUGAACAAAUAUCAAGCAAAUCAGGUGUUCAUUCCAUAGGUGGUCCAAACUGACCAGCUUUCAGGGUCAUGGCUCCUACGAGUACCCCAGGGCACUUGGCGUUCGUCACGCAGGCAACAAACACCCUGGUCAAGGUGAAGGAGUACAUCGCUGCUGGCAUGGAGACCACGUUAGAUGUGGCUACUGAUUUGUUUGGCGAACGGGAAACUGUCACACUGGAGGUGGAUGAGAAUAAAGUGUCGGAGUUAAAGGAUGUCAUGCUGAGUUACAUUCAAAUGGAAAGGGAGUUGAAUCACUUCCUGACAGCUGUUGACCACACCACAACUCAGGCUAAGAAGCUUGACAGUGAGGCAGGCCUGCUGAACCUGGAGAGCAUACUGGACCAGAGGCUAGCAGAGUUACAGGAGGGUUACACUGACAAGGAGUUACACAGCCAUGAGAAAUACCUGGACCUAUUGGAUAAGCUAUCAGUCUCACAAAAGGGGGGUGAGGAGCCAAGCUGUUCAGCUCAGGACACUGUAGACGAUGAUGUGGAAGUGGCGUGCACACAAGAGGAUAUCAUCACCAAGUGUCCGAUCACGGGGAAGGAGAUGGUUGACCCGAUGAGGAACAAGCACUGUAGCCACAGCUACGAGAAGAGGGCCAUCGAGGAUUACAUCAAAAGACGAGGCAAAAAAGCAAAGUGUCCGGUAGGUGGCUGCUCAAACACAAGGGUUCUUACCCACAGUGAUUUAGAGGAAAACAAGACUAUGAAGAGGAUAAUAGAGAGGAAAAACAGACAAGCUGGCAUCAGACUCAAGAGAACAGACAAAAUGUUUAGUGUGUGAUGAUGUGUUUAAAACAUGAACACUUGUUCUUUUGUUACGUGCCAAGUGAUCUCAAACACUGAUGCAAUUAUUAAGGGGAAAGGAGACAUAAACACCGAGUACAUGUACAUGUAAGCACCAGUGGAAAGUAUCAGAAAUAAUUUAAUUUAUUUUGGUAGAUAUUUUCGCUGGCCUGUACUUAGCAUAUGUCUUACACUUAUCAUCGGCUUUGGCAUCCAGUAACAAGGAAAGCAAUGUUAAACACACAAAAUAUUAGGGGUGGUAUCUCAAAAACUAACGCCUGUAUUGACCUGAAGUUUUUUAUGCUUAUAAUAUUAAAGCACAGUGACAUGAGUGGGAUGUUUCAUCGCCGAUGCUCUGUGUGCUUAUUAGUUAUCUUAAAUGACCAAAUUCAGGACUGCAAUAGCCUAUGUAUGGAGCUGAAGUUUUGCAUUCAUGUGUCUCCUACAGGCAAGAUCUUUGCGAGCCAUUCAACCAAAUCUAAUGUUCUCUGAAUUAAAUACUGUCAUUAAGAUGUUUGAAUUGGAAGAUGGGAUGCACCUAUCAUAUUGGUAAUACACACGUAUGUCCGACAGUCUUUAGAAUUGGCUUUAUUUGUGCACACAUCACACAACCAAAG